Messenger RNA from Vitis riparia (riverbank grape), 1527 nucleotides. Its product is annotated as cell division protein FtsZ homolog 1, chloroplastic. The coding region runs from base 120 to 1388 and encodes 422 amino acids. The record is from RefSeq and is a predicted model, not a curated record. Gene Ontology annotation, molecular function: GTPase activity; GTP binding. Lineage: Eukaryota; Viridiplantae; Streptophyta; Magnoliopsida; Vitales; Vitaceae. Gene Ontology annotation, biological process: microtubule-based process; chloroplast fission; cell division. Gene Ontology annotation, cellular component: chloroplast; cell division site; microtubule. The transcript is spliced from 6 exons.
AAUCUUUUGCGUUUCUCCCAACCACCUUUAUUUCUUAAACCCUAAAACCUCUCUCUCCCCCUCUCGCUCUCGCUCUAAGAAAAGAGGGGGCAUCGGAUAUUUGGAGCCCGGUUUUUUCAAUGGCCACUCUCCAGCUCACAAACCCCAAUGAGUUCAUCUCAUCCUCCUCUUCCUCCAUUUCUACUGGGUUCUCCCACAAGGCACUCUCUUCAGCUGCUCCUGGGAAGUGCCUUUCCUCUAAAAAUACGCGGGGGAGUCUUUGGAAACGACGCCGUUUUGGUGUGUGCUGUUCGUUUGCGCCCAUGGAAUCGGCUAAGAUUAAGGUUGUGGGUGUCGGUGGUGGGGGCAACAAUGCCGUUAAUCGGAUGAUUGGAAGCGGAUUACAGGGUGUUGAUUUCUAUGCAAUAAAUACAGAUUCUCAAGCUCUAUUACACUCUGCGGCUUCGAACCCUCUCCAAAUUGGAGAACUUUUGACUCGUGGACUAGGUACGGGUGGGAAUCCACUUUUGGGGGAACAGGCUGCUGAGGAAUCAAAGGAAGCCAUUGCAAAUUCUCUCAAGGGUUCAGAUCUUGUGUUUAUAACAGCAGGUAUGGGUGGGGGCACAGGUUCUGGGGCUGCCCCAGUUGUUGCCCAAAUAUCUAAGGAAGCGGGUUAUUUGACUGUUGGGGUGGUCACCUACCCUUUCAGCUUUGAAGGACGUAAAAGAUCACUGCAGGCAUUGGAGGCUAUUGAAAAGUUGCAAAAGAAUGUUGAUACACUAAUAGUAAUUCCCAAUGAUCGCCUGCUGGAUAUUGCCGAUGAACAGACACCUCUUCAGGAUGCUUUCCUGCUUGCUGAUGAUGUUUUGCGCCAAGGGGUGCAAGGGAUUUCAGACAUAAUUACAAUACCCGGGCUGGUAAAUGUUGAUUUUGCAGAUGUAAAGGCAGUCAUGAAGGACUCUGGAACUGCAAUGCUUGGAGUGGGGGUUUCUUCCAGCAAAAACCGUGCAGAAGAAGCAGCCGAACAGGCAACUUUGGCUCCUCUAAUUGGAUCCUCUAUCCAAUCUGCUACAGGUGUUGUCUACAAUAUUACUGGGGGAAAGGACAUAACCUUGCAAGAAGUUAAUAGAGUGUCUCAGGUUGUUACAAGUCUGGCCGAUCCUUCAGCUAACAUAAUAUUUGGAGCUGUUGUGGACGACCGCUACAAUGGGGAGAUUCAUGUGACUAUAAUUGCAACAGGGUUCUCCCAGUCUUUCCAGAAGAUACUUCUGACAGACCCCAAGGCAGCAAAGCUAGUGGACAGAGUAGCAGAGGGUCAAGAAAACAAAGGACUACCCAUCCCCCUCAAAUCCUCUAACUCACCUCCCCCUGUUCCAUCUCGGUUGCCUUCUAGAAAGCUCUUCUUUUAACCUUUUCCCCCUUUUUCUCAAGUACCAUGUGAUCGUGUAAUGAUCUUGAUGCUCAUCUGCAUUAGAUGCCAUUUCCUUUGUGGUUUGUAGCAUUUGCUUCUCUUAUUUGUCUUUUGUAGUAUUCAUGACUGGUUGCUUA